CAGCCCGGUUGCAUUCAGAGCCAGCGGUGAGCAGUGUGGACAGCAUAUAUGGUCCAGUAGAUGCAGAGGGCAGGAGCUGACUCCCAGCGACCCCAUCAACAUCAUGCCGCCUGUGAAGCUUGACAGUGCAGAUGAGACCACACCCUCUGAUGGUGCCAAGGCCAAAGAAUGCAUCACCACAGUGCUGACGGGGCUGGAGAACAUCUCCCCUCUGGUAAAAUCUGUAGAGGAGACCCUUGAGCCAAUCUCCACUGAGGUACAAGGGACCAUUCCCACCUGGAUCAAUGGCAACCUCCUCCGCAACGGCCCAGGAAAGUUUGAGUUUGGAAACACACACUACAACCACUGGUUUGAUGGGAUGGCUAUGCUGCAUCAGUUUAAGAUUGAGGAAGGCCGGGUGACAUACAAGAGCCGAUUUCUGCAAAGUGAUGCCUUCAAAAAGAACAGUGAAAGGGACCGCAUCAUGGUGUCAGAGUUUGGUACCCUCGCUAUGCCUGACCCUUGCAAAAACUUCUUCCAGCGCUUUCUUUCUCGCUUUGAGAUAAUUGAUUCCACAGACAAUGCAAGUGUCAGCUUUGUGAAAUAUAAGGGUGACUACUACGUCAGUACUGAGACAAACUUCAUGCACAAAGUGGACCCAGAGAGCCUAGAGUCAGUGGAAAAGGUGGACUGGAGCAAGUUCAUUGCUGUAAAUGGAGCCACUGCCCACCCACACUAUGACCCCGAUGGCACCACCUACAAUAUGGGCAACUCCUAUGGCAGCAAAGGUGCCAUCUACAACAUCAUCAAGGUGCCUCCUGAGAGGACAGAGGCCACAGACACCCUUCAAGGAGCCAAAGUUUUAUGCUCUAUUGUCCCUGCAAACAAGUCCUGCCCCUCCUACUACCACAGCUUUGCUAUGUCUGAAAACUAUGUGGUUUUCAUUGAGCAGCCCAUUAAGAUGGACCUGUUGAAGAUAGUCACAUGCAAGCUGAGGGGGAAGCCUUUGAGUGAGGGCAUCUUCUGGGAUCCCAAGCAGGAAACUGUCUUCCAUCUUAUUGACAAGCAUACAGGACAGGUCAGCUCGGUGAAGUACUACACCAAAGCCCUCUCCAACUUCCAUCAGAUCAAUGCCUUUGAGGAGGACGGCUUCUUGAUGCUGGACAUAUGUGCCUCAGACGAUGGGCAAGCCAUCAACAACUACCUCAUCCAGAACUUGCGCAAGUCAGGAGACGCACUAGAUGAGGUGUAUAACACCAUGUGCAGGGUUUUCCCCCGCCGUUUUGUUCUGCCCCUCAGUGUGACCAUGGAUACGCCAACAGGCCAGAACCUCAACACAAGGCCUUCUAGCACAGCAACCUGUGUCAAAAUAAGCAAAGAUAAGGUGUUAUGCCAGCAUGAGGAUCUCCAUGGUGAUGACCUCCAUGAGUACGGUGGCCUGGAGUUCCCUCAAAUCAACUACAGCAGAUACAACACGCGACAGUACCGCUACUUCUAUGGCUGUGGCUUCAGACACCUGGUGGGAGACUCUCUGCUCAAGAUGGACCUGAAGGAUAAGUCCCUCAAGGUGUGGUACCAGAGGGGCCUCUACCCAUCAGAGCCUGUGUUUGUCCCCUCACCUGAUGCGGUGGACGAGGACGACGGCGUCAUCCUGUCUGUGGUCCUCACCCCCACUCAGGAUAAAGGUACAUUUCUGCUGGUUUUGGAUGCCAAGACAUUUGAGGAGCUGGGACGAGCCAAUGUGCCUGUCAACAUACCUUAUGGCUUCCAUGGGACCUUCAACGCCUCAGCGUGAAAUCAGUCAUUCCUGAUCUAUUCAGAGCCUUUGAAUUUCUGAUGGAUGUAGGAUGAGGGAUACCAUAAGCAGUGUUUACUAUAUACCAACAAUAUCUCUGAUGGUACUCAGUUAUUAUAACAGCCAGAGGCAGUGGUGAUCUGUCACUUCCUGAAUGUUGAUUAACUAAUUUUUAACUUUUGAAUGACAGUCAGUGGAAACGCCUUGAUGCCCUUUAAGAGUGUUACAGUACUUAACCACUAUAAUUAUGUACUCAAAGAUAUUACGCACAGUAUUAUAGGCAAUUAUAUUCAUUGUGUAUUAAUCUGAGACCCACAUACUGUGCAUGUAUGCAGAGAGCAAUGUCAGACAGAGCUCCAAGAGGAGUUAAGGAGGGGGGGGGUUCAGUGCCAUGCUCAAGGGUACAUCAACAGGAGUGGACACACCAGCCACUGUAGGCAUUAAACCUGUGAUGUCUGUGAUGAUCUGUGUAACUACCAAAAUGAACCAAAUGCCAGCUGAUUGAUUCCUAAGUGUCCUAAACACAAUCUGAGGUACUUUUUCCUACUAUGGUACUUUCUGCUAUUUAAACAUUUUUUUUACGUAAUGGAUUUUUUUUUUUUUUUUUUACAGCCUGAGUAAUAGUAUUAUUUUUUUUACCUCUGCAAAAUGAAGAAAUUGUGUUUACAGAUUUACAUUUUGAGUGACCGUUUGUCAUAUGGUCCUCUACUAUACUGCUCAGAAAUACAUGUUUACUUUUUGGUUCUGCAUAUAGAAAAUGGACUGAGGAAACUGUAACAUCUUCAGUAAAAAUAAAAAGUCC
Messenger RNA from Myripristis murdjan (pinecone soldierfish), 2576 nucleotides. RefSeq names its product beta,beta-carotene 9',10'-oxygenase-like. Gene Ontology annotation, biological process: carotene catabolic process; retinal metabolic process. The transcript has 12 exons. Bases 104 to 1774 code for a protein of 556 amino acids. NCBI's taxonomy places the organism in Eukaryota, Metazoa, Chordata, Actinopteri, Holocentriformes, Holocentridae. The record is from RefSeq and is a predicted model, not a curated record. Gene Ontology annotation, molecular function: carotenoid dioxygenase activity; beta-carotene 15,15'-dioxygenase activity. Gene Ontology annotation, cellular component: mitochondrion.